AUGAUGAGCCUGUCGCUUACACGAUUUUAUCGAGCGAGUCAAAUAUUGAGAAGAGCUGUACGGCACCAUGAUGAAACAUUCAAUCAUCAAGAAAAUUUCAAGACCGUAAAAAAGAGAAUUGGAAUCAUCGGAGGUGGACCCGGAGGCCUCACGAGUGCCAUGUUAUUGGCAUCUAAAGGCUUUGAUGUUACAGUUUUUGAGAAGGGAAGUCGUGUCGGUGGUCGGAACUCUUCCAUCAUGGUUGGAGAUUCUAAAAUCGAUGUAGGACCCACUCUUCUCAUCAUGAAAUUUAUAUUAGAUGCAGUAUUCAAAGAUGCUCAUCGGAAGAGUGAAGAUUAUUUGAAAUUCAUUCGAUUGGAUCCCAUGUAUCGACUGAUAUUUGACAAGGAGAAUACAAGAAAUGCUGAUGAAAAUCGUACUUGUGGAGAUGAGACGACUACUACUUACGUGGAUUGUCACGAUAUGCAAAGUCAUGAAAAGAUGGAACAUGAAUUGGAGAGAGUGUUUGGAUCAAAAGCUGUGAAAGGUUAUCAUCAAUGGUAUGAAUUUGAAAAGAAGAGAUAUCCCUCUGUGAUGAAACUUCUUCAAAGAACCUAUUCCAAUCAUUGGGAUAUUAUCAAUUGGGAUGCUAUUAAGGCACUACCAAUGAUUGGACUUCACAAAUCCAUGAUGAAAAUGUUAGAUCGAUAUUUUGAGAAUCCAUUGAUGAAAAUUAGUUUUUCCUAUCAAUCGAAAUAUUUGGGUAUGAGUCCAUGGAAUACACCAUCAGUAUAUGGAUUAAUACCGUAUGCAGAACAUUCUUUUGGAGUUUAUCAUGUAGAGGGUGGGCUUUCUACCAUUUCAGAGCAAAUGGCGAAAAUUAUUACGGAAGAGUUAGGUGGUAAAAUUCAUUUAAAUUCGACGGUGAACAAGAUUGUGAUUGAGAGGGGAUCGAGAAUGAUUAAGGAAAUUGAAGUGACACGCAAGGAUGAGCAGAAUGGUUCAGAAAUAACUGAAGCGUAUCAUUUCGAUGAAUAUAUAUGUAAUGCUGAUUUUCCAUAUAUUGUUAGAAAUAACAUUCCAAAUAGCGAGGAAAUAUUUCAAACAUGGACUCCAACAAAGAUUGACUCGAAACAAUUUAGUUGUAGUGGCUUCAACAUGUAUCUAGAAUUGGACAAGCUUUAUGAAAAUAUUCACACUCAUGUCAUUGCUUUUCCAAAGGAUAUUAAGAAGGCUUACAAAACCAUGAUGGUUCCAAAUAGUGGUGACUGGACAGAGAAUAUUACCCUGUAUGUGAGAAAUUCGUGUGUGGUUGACAAGACUGUAAGCCCGCAAGGAAAAUCUGGUCUUUUUGUGAUGGUUUUCGUUCCCAAUUUACAAGUUGAUCAAAAUCACACAGAUUGGUCCAACAGUGCAACUAUACAGCGAGUGAAAAUGCUUGCUUUAGAAAUUCUUGAACGAAAAUGUGGCUUUAACGACAUUCAAAACCACAUUUUGAGUUGUAAAAUUUUGACACCACUCACAUGGAGAAGCGAAAAACAUGUAGAAUUUGGAUCUGUCUUUUCCAUGAGCAAUACCUUAUUUCAGAGUCUUUCAUUCAGGCCACGAAACAAAUUCCACGAGUUGGAUAAUUUAUAUUUGACAGGAGGACAUACACAUCCAGGAAGCGGCCUUCCUGUGAUUUAUGAAAGUGCUAGGAUGGUUUGUGACUUGUUGUGCCAAAAGUAUAACAUCCCUUAUACACCAACUUCUAUUAUUUAA
Naegleria lovaniensis is the source of this 1740-nucleotide messenger RNA. RefSeq lists its product as uncharacterized. NCBI's taxonomy places the organism in Eukaryota, Heterolobosea, Eutetramitea, Acrasida, Naegleriidae. The coding region runs from base 1 to 1740 and encodes 579 amino acids. The transcript is spliced from 3 exons. Gene Ontology annotation, molecular function: oxidoreductase activity. Gene Ontology annotation, biological process: carotenoid biosynthetic process. The record is from RefSeq and is a predicted model, not a curated record.